This is a messenger RNA of Priapulus caudatus, 2196 nucleotides long. RefSeq names its product mitochondrial 2-oxoglutarate/malate carrier protein-like. The transcript has 9 exons. Gene Ontology annotation, molecular function: antiporter activity; thiosulfate transmembrane transporter activity; malate transmembrane transporter activity. Gene Ontology annotation, biological process: succinate transmembrane transport; malate transmembrane transport; thiosulfate transport. Bases 85 to 1026 code for a protein of 313 amino acids. NCBI's taxonomy places the organism in Eukaryota, Metazoa, Priapulida, Priapulimorpha, Priapulimorphida, Priapulidae. The record is from RefSeq and is a predicted model, not a curated record.
AACGAUAAACGGACCGGUAACGAGUCAGGUAACAAGUGAGAACGGAUUAUUCAACGGAGGAAUAAAGUCAGAAACUCCGCGAAGAUGAGUGGUGAAGCUCCAAUCCAAAGCAUUCCAAAUGCAGUUAAGUUCUUGUUUGGAGGAACUGCAGGGAUGGGUGCCACUGUCUUCGUACAGCCCCUGGAUUUAGUCAAGAAUCGUAUGCAGCUUAGCGGAGAAGGAGGCGGUGCGAAACAAUAUAAAACAAGCUUCCAUGCAGUUACUGGUAUAUUGCGAAAUGAAGGCAUCAUAGGAAUCUAUUCAGGGCUGUCAGCUGGUUUGCUGAGACAAGCCACGUACACGACGACGCGACUCGGCAUCUACACUUGGCUGUUCGACCUUUUCCGAGGUAAAGAUGGCUCACCUCCAAACUUCUUCAUGAAAGCUGGCAUUGGAAUGGUGGCCGGAGCGACUGGGGCAUUUAUUGGCACACCUGCUGAAAUUUCUCUCAUCAGGAUGUGUGCCGAUGGAAGGUUACCUGUUGCGGAGCAACGGGCAUACAAGAACGUAUUUGAUGCUCUUUUCCGAAUAAUAAAGGAGGAAGGCGUUCUUACUCUAUGGAGGGGUUGUGGUCCGACGGUCGUUCGAGCCAUGGUAGUAAAUGCUGCGCAGCUGGCUUCUUAUUCACAAGCCAAGCAGUUCUUGCUCUCAACCGGUUACUUCAGCGAGAACGUCUCCUGCCACUUCGUCGCGAGCAUGCUCAGCGGUCUCGUGACGACGGCCGCGUCCAUGCCCGUCGACAUCGCGAAGACCCGCGUCCAGAACAUGAAGGUCAUCAACGGCGUGCCGGAGUACAGGGGAGCCAUCGAUGUCCUGGUCAAGGUCGUGCGCAACGAGGGCUUCUUCUCGUUGUGGAAGGGCUUCACGCCGUACUACGCCCGCCUCGGACCGCACACGGUCCUCACCUUCAUCUUCCUCGAGCAGAUGAACAAGAACUAUCGCCGCAUUGUGUUCGGCGACACGUCGGGUCACGGCGGCGGCCUGUAACCGCAGCGACGGGUAGAUUGUGGUAGCGUUUGUGUUAGCGUUAGACAGAGAGAUAAUAGUCAAAGACAGAGAGACCGUCCCUGGCCUGCAUUGUACAAUUUUAAUUGAUUUGAUGGCCGAGCAUUGUAGUGAGUCACUAGCUAGUGCUUACCUUAGGGGGUGAUGAGGGUUAGUGCAAGGAAUAGAAAAUACCUGGCAUGAUAUUGGUAGCACAGCUACAUCUGGCGUGGUAGGUACCAAACUACGUAUCUGGUCAAUUAAAUAUUAGUUGAUGUUGGGAAUUUUAAAAUAGGUCAUUCAAAAUGCGCUUUUUGCCCCCAUUUGCUAAUAUUGAAUAAAGGGAAGACGGUGUAAUGCGAGCUAACAGAGUAAGCUUAACUAAGAAUGCAUGAUUUAUUAACAAAAUCGUAAACUAUUGUUUAACUCUUGAUUAUGGUAAACACAUUAAUAAUUUAGCUUGAAUUGUUCACGAUUCAUUAAAACGUAAACAUGAAUGUGGACCACAGUACCAGCAAGUGUGUAUUAAAUCCUUAAUGACUAUGAAACCAUUAUAACUAGUCACAUUCUAUCCAAUAAGGUUUAGUUAGAGACUAUGUCAAUAGGUGCUGAUAUUACUGUACUCAGUUUAUUUGCGAACCAGGUUCUCCAUCCUGGUUGUUAAAGCUUUUUUUCUCACCGACCAUCCUUCUGUUUUUACUAAGUGGAUGGUGUUAGUGUGAUUUUAUGGUACACGGUAUUCAAUCGGUACUGCAGUACAGCCACAAAGUCUUCCAUAUUAUUUGCUGAUAAUUAUGCACAAAGUAGCUACCAUAUUCUAUUGUACAGCAGUAAACAGCAUGUUUUUCCACGCGAGCAUCUAUGGAACCUGAAAUUUUAUUUUGCUUUUACUUGGGGAAAUGAAUGGAUGGAGACAGAACAUUAUGAAAUCAACUUGCUUCCAAUUGUGGCGAUAUUCUCUGUCAUUGUGUUAAUCGGUUGCAGGUUAACUGAUGAGAGUAGGUAUGGCGGGUGGUGUUAGCUACCCAUUUGAACACAUACCAUGCACUCCUGCUGCCCUGCAGUUGAACUAUUUUGAUAUUGGUUUUAUAUGUCAGAGUUGUCGUUUUGAUACAGUCCUGUGAAAUUGUGUGAUUAAUAUAACACCGGUCGAGUACCACAACUUUUAUAAUA